AUGAGUCUAGUGGCAGUCUUUGGCGUCCAAUGGGGCGAUGAAGGCAAGGGUAAACUUGUAGACGUCCUCACCCAAAACUCCAAAGCAUGCGCUCGCUACAACGGUGGCGCGAAUGCGGGUCACACGAUCGUGUAUGGUGACCAAAAGGUGGGGCUACGUUUGUUACCUUGUGGAAUCAUGCACAAGGGGUGCAAGAAUGUGAUCGGGAAUGGUGUGGUGGUGAGUUUAUCGGUGUUGGCUGAAGAGCUGGAUGCAGUAGCGGCAUUGGUUGGUGAGAGCAUCGACGAUCGGGUGGUGUUGUCUUCACGAGCACAUCUGACUUGCCAAAUGCAUUUAUUGGCGGAUGGUUUGACCGAGGCGCGAACAGAAGGUACUAAAGAUAACAUCGGAACUACACGUCGGGGAGUUGGUCCUUCCUACGCUGCAAAGGCUUUGCGUAUUUCUCUUCGAGCCUGUGACUUGCUCAAGUCCUGGACAGAAUUCGAAGCGCUCUAUUGGAAAGAGGUCGAGUUCUUUAAGCAAGCUUAUGGCUUAACAGACCUCAGGCCUUUAUACUUGGAAUUGGAGCACCUGAAGCAACUCCGGGUCCGAUUUGCACCACUGGUUCAAGACAUAGUAGUUACCAUGGACGAGAUUUUGGCUCAGCCCUUACGUCCCGUUGUGCCUAGCGGGACAGUGGAGUUGGAUAUGGGACGUACGUUGCUAAGUCGCCCUUGGCAUGUAGUGGUGGAAGGCGCGAAUGCGACAAUGCUGGAUAUUGAUGUUGGUACGUAUCCGUUCUGCACCAGUUCUACAGUGCUACCGUCGGGUAUGGGUGCCGGGUUGUCGUUGGACCCGCGUCGACUGACGCAUGUCGUUGGCGUCGUUAAGGCAUACACGACCCGUGUGGGUUCUGGGCCUUUUCCGACCGAGCUUACAGAUGAUGUCGGCGAUUUCUUGCAACAACAAGGCAAAGAAUUCGGCGUCGUUACAGGACGACGCAGACGCUGUGGGUGGUUGGACCUGGCUUUGGUCAAGUACUCCUGUUUUAUCAGCGCACCGGACUCCAUCAUGCUCACCAAACUGGACGUCUUGAGUCAGCUAACGGACAUCAAAAUCGCCAUCAACUACAUAAGACCCGACGGCUCCAAAUGCCACCCAAAAUACUUCCCAGCAGACCUUGAUGAACUCGCCUCUCUAUCAUGCGAAUACCUCACUCUGCCCGGCUGGAAACAAGAUAUAACUCACUUACCAUCCUACCAAGACCUGCCACCCAACGCCAAAGCCUAUGUUGAAACCAUCGAACGAAUACUACAGAUACCAGUACUCUUCAUCGGCAUCGGUCCUGGAAGCGACGACAUUCUAACUAGGUCGUCCUCACUCUGA
Messenger RNA from Gregarina niphandrodes, 1365 nucleotides. RefSeq names its product adenylosuccinate synthetase. The record is from RefSeq and is a predicted model, not a curated record. Gene Ontology annotation, cellular component: cytoplasm. Lineage: Eukaryota; Apicomplexa; Conoidasida; Eugregarinorida; Gregarinidae. The transcript has 2 exons. Bases 1 to 1365 code for a protein of 454 amino acids. Gene Ontology annotation, molecular function: adenylosuccinate synthase activity; GTP binding. Gene Ontology annotation, biological process: IMP metabolic process; 'de novo' AMP biosynthetic process.